This is a messenger RNA of Babesia ovata, 1731 nucleotides long. Its product is annotated as adenylyltransferase and sulfurtransferase MOCS3. The record is from RefSeq and is a predicted model, not a curated record. The coding region runs from base 1 to 1731 and encodes 576 amino acids. Gene Ontology annotation, molecular function: nucleotidyltransferase activity; URM1 activating enzyme activity; thiosulfate-cyanide sulfurtransferase activity. Gene Ontology annotation, cellular component: cytoplasm. The transcript has 7 exons. NCBI's taxonomy places the organism in Eukaryota, Apicomplexa, Aconoidasida, Piroplasmida, Babesiidae.
AUGUCGGCCGACGUCGUUGACGGUCAGAAAAUGGGCGACACAUCAGACGCAAAAGUGGCGGAAGGUUGCCUUACAAACGGUCUGAAGGGUGUAGCUACGAUGCAAGAUGCACAUGGAGGUAAAGAUUCCGAUAUCCGCAACACCGAAAGCACGGUGGAAGACUGGAGGAGGCGUGCCGAGGAGAUAAAUCACGCCUGCCCGCCAACCAGUGGUUGUCUUGCCGCCGGAGAGCGGAAUGUGCAGCGUGCUACGCCGGAGGAGACCCUCCGCUGUCGAGUGCCGUGGGCUCCCCUUAGGAGACAAAAGACACCAAUCAGCAGCAUAUGCACAAGCACGCAGAUGCCCUUCUGCACUGCUCUCAGCCAACAGGAGGCUGAACGUCUCGUGCCGCAGUUCGUAGCGCUUCAGCAAUGCAGCAGGCAGGUGACAGGGGAGUACACUGUAGACGCCACCACGACAUGCGCGGUGCUGGUUGUCGGUGCGGGUGGGCUGGGCUCGCCGCUGCUGAUGUACCUCGCCGCGGGAGGGAUAGGAAUCAUCGGGGUAAUGGACGGAGACGUCGUGGAGGCGUCCAAUCUACACAGGCAAAUUGUUCACGACGAGGAAAAUCAAGGCAUGAACAAAGCGUUAUCGGCGGUGUUGAGGAUGAAGAAAAUCAAUUCACGGGGAACAUACAUCGCAUAUGAGCGUUUCUGCGGCGAAGACGAGGCGGAAAACGUGAUACCGCAAUACGACAUCAUAGUUGAUGCCACGGACAACCCGCAAUCUAGGUACCUCAUCAACGAUGCCUGUGUGAAGUACAACAAGACGCUCGUUAUCGCAAGCUCCAUAGGGACACAAGGCCAGCUCAUGGUGUUAAGCCGUAUGGCUGAUGCACAUUUGACGCCGUGCUUCCGUUGCAUCUGCCCACUGGAGGGAAAUGCAACCAUUCCGGUGCGGAGGGGGGCGUGCAGCACUGCCGGGGUGCUCGGGUCAAUACCCGGGGUGUUGGGUUGCCUGCAGGCUACGGAGGUGCUCAAGCUUGCUGCCGGGGCUGACGAUGCCGUUUUGGCACCAGGCCGCAUGCUCAUGUACGACACUACGAACGUCACGAAACCCUUCAGAUGCGUCCAGCUGAAGAAGAACCCAAAUUGUACAGUCUGCGGGCAGGACGCCGAGUCUAUUCGCAUCAAGAUGGUUCCCUGGGAAACCUGCAAGGUCAACGAGCAAAUGGAUGAUGUUGCGAUCAGCAAUGACGACUUUUGGCACCUUUACAUGCGGAAUACUCACAGAGGAAUGCCCGUAAAAACAUUGUGCCGCCUAUCUGGUCGCGAGGCUUUAUCUGGCUGGCAGGGCGAGCCGUGCACUGUCUGCCUCGUCGACGUCAGACCUAGGGAACAUUACGAACUCUGUCACGUCACAGGUGCCGCUAACUGGCCCUUGGACAACCUGGUAGACGAAUUCGCCAUAAUAGAAUCACGACAAGAAGACGCCAAAGCAACUACGGAGGCAUCGUUACACGAAAUAGAAGAACUAAUAGAAUCAAGGUGCAUCGGUGACAAAGUUGAGGGUAAAAUUCUUAUACUAUUCAUUUGCUUCCUCGGUAACUCUUCAAGGACCGCAACAAUGACGGUACGGAAGGCUAUCAACAGGUUGGCGCCAACUCUGGCAGAACGGAUAGCCUGCCUCUCUGUCGCCGGUGGUUGCAGAGCGCUGCGAACUCGCCUAGGAAUUGCAAUGCCAUCAGCCUGA